CUAGAGUAGCCAUGAGGCUCAUCGUCGUCCAGAGCCAUAUGACCAAAUUAUUAAUAAAGUGUUCAUGUACCAAUGCAGUUCUCUGCUGUGCUGAAGUCAUGCCAGCGAAAAAGUUAAGGAAACCUUUCUAUGAGUAACAACACAUGCGUUAGCACAAAUUCGCGAGUAUUAUUGUCGGAUAAAAUAUACGUGGUAUGUCACCGUAUGUGGUAUGGCGCUAUCGGCUGAUAAGAUUAGCGCUCAGUAUUAAGGUACGAAUACCGUAAGUCUAUUUCUACUGCACGCAUUUUCUUGUUAGACGUUACAGAAAUAGUGGUACGAGUACUGUAAUCAGCUGAACUCUUGCUACAUUAGGAACAAUUGUAUAACAUGCUCAAUUGAAAGGUUUUUGGUAACAUCACAACGCACGAGUUGUUGCAUUUACAAAUAAUGGAUCGGCCACAAUGGGAACAACUAAUCCCUCAUUAUUCCUUAACCAUCCCCAACCCGAUCAGACUGAAUAAUUUAUCGGCGCAGGCGAAAGCCAAGUUCUACCGGGCGUAUUUUGGCGAAGUAGACUUCCUGUUGAAGGAACUGCAAUACGAAAAUAAUAAUAACGAUUUUGAUGCCACGGUUCGAGAGAAAAUCGAGACACUAAGGAAUCUUAAUCACUCAAAUAUGACGAAAUAUUUUGGAUUGGCAAUGCGGCAGAUUGCUGUUAACAGCUUGAUUCUCUACCGUGUUUCAACUGAAUACCAUACAGGUGGAGAUCUGAGUGAGUGGGUGCAAAGAAGACUAGCUGAUCCGAAUCAACAAACAGAAACCACCCUGUUUACUCCACAUGCUACCGUUCAAAAAUUUCUUCGGGAUCUAUUGGCUGGUCUCUGCUACAUCCACUCUUUCGGAAUAAUUCACUGCGACAUCAAACCGGAAAACCUUCUUCUGAGACAGUGCAGACGGCACUCUCUUGUGAUCGUCGACUUCGAAGGUUCGGCAAUGAAUGGUGAGCUGCAAGGCAGAGUACAGAGUGUGGAUUUUACGGCGCGAUAUGCUGCUCCCGAGUUGUUGCUGUGUACGGCAAUGCUCGGAAACGACUGUGAGUCAGGGAUAACAAUAUCUGACAAAACCGAUAUUUGGAGUGUGGGUUGUGUAGCUAUACAGUUAUGCACAGGAGCGCAUCCAAUAAUACGGAAAUGGAAAGAGCCGAUUGGUGCACUGGAGGACUGGGAAGGAUCGUACGGAGAGCAGACUUUCACCCAGCGUCAGCAAAUAAUGUAUCAAGUUGCAGAGCAUCAAGCCCGACCAAAGAUACCAGAUCUGGGAAACACGACGGCGGACGCGCUGCUGAUAAGUUUUAUGAAAUCUUGUCUCCAGUUUACCAUGGAACAUCGCAGAACUGCAGUCCAGUUACUCAGUGACCGGCAUGGCUAUCUGUGUUUAGAACAGGAGUUGACUGCAUGACCUUGGAGAAUCAGUGUUGUGAUAAUUAUUAUAACAUACGUAGUAACCACAAGAACGAGAAAUCCACGAAGAGCUAAAAAAAUACUUUUGACAACUGCAGCUGAAUUUUUUCUGAUUGAAGAGUUUACCCGUAAAUCCAUUGCUUACACGUGAAUCUGACGACCGAAAAUGUAACCACAGAAGCCCUAUCUCGACCUAUGUAAAUAUGUU
This is a messenger RNA of Paramacrobiotus metropolitanus, 1650 nucleotides long. Its product is annotated as serine/threonine-protein kinase Chk1-like. Gene Ontology annotation, molecular function: protein serine/threonine kinase activity; ATP binding. Gene Ontology annotation, cellular component: cytoplasm. Lineage: Eukaryota; Metazoa; Tardigrada; Eutardigrada; Parachela; Macrobiotidae. The transcript is spliced from 2 exons. Bases 430 to 1440 code for a protein of 336 amino acids. Gene Ontology annotation, biological process: protein phosphorylation. The record is from RefSeq and is a predicted model, not a curated record.